Phyllotreta striolata is the source of this 1589-nucleotide messenger RNA. NCBI's taxonomy places the organism in Eukaryota, Metazoa, Arthropoda, Insecta, Coleoptera, Chrysomelidae. The record is from the annotation of a GenBank genome assembly.
CGGAGCCCCCUAAUAUACAAAGUAGGUUCUUCGGCACGCCGAAGUUUAAUCAGGCUCUUUUGCAUGCCACAUUAGAACAGUUUGUAAAAUGAUCGAACACAUUUUGAUACGAGGUGUGCAGUGCUCGAGGUCAAUUCUUUAAUUGUUACGAAUAAUAUAGUGAUAAUGUGCGGCGGAUGAGCGGUCGUUAAUUAACGAGUUAAUUGUAUUGUUGAAGUGAUUUUAUUUAGCUUAUUAUUACGAGAUGAGGAUGAACGUUCGUUGUAUUAGUAUUGUGUUGUUAAGUUACACAGUAGUAACAACUCGCUCUUUCUGUUCGAAUUCCUACGGAGCUGAGCCAUGCAAUUAUCUACCAGCACCUCCCGGUAAAACACCCAAUUGCGCCCGACCAGGAUACACCUACUGCGAAUAUCCUGAUCAUUAUCCAGGACAAGUGAUCACUUAUCUCGUCAAACAAUGGAAAUACGACCACACCACGUUGUUCAGUUCGGAAUCGAAGGAGGACUAUUCCGCCUACUUUUAUCCCCCGAUUAACCCAGUGUACGGCCCCCCAAAUUACCAGCCUCCAAAUGUCCACAACCAUCAAAAGGGCUUCAAUCAACCGGUCCCACCGCAUAUAGGGACUCACCAAAACGGCUACCCGGAGCCCAUUUACAUACCAAAGCCGCAAUAUCCCUACCAAGAAGAAGGUUACAACUACAACCCGCCACAGAAUUAUUACCCCCAACAAAACUUCACUGGAUACCCGGAUGCCCAGUACAAGAACUAUCCGCCCCCGAGGUCCUGGCAGCAGCCCUAUCAGCAGAUUUUGGAGCAGCCUCAGUACGGGCAGUACAACAAUUUGUGGAAAAGAUCGAUACGCAGAAACCAUCAAAGAUUCAAGAGAUCGUUGAGAUACAUCAGGGCGCCCAGAACCGUUUCCGCGAAGUUCUCGAACGGCACCGUUACCAACAGAGUCAGGAGGCAAUCUCCCAGGGAUACUCGGACCAUUUGCUCCGUCAGAACGCAGUACAUCAUACCCAAAGCGGCCCUCAACAACAAAGGUAAUUGGAGGUACGUGGCCAAUAUGCCGGAGAUCGACACCAAGGUGACGCAGCUAGUCAAAACCGAAAUUUGCGCUUCUCAAACCUGUGAUGGGAUUUGUAGCAUCCCGGACGGAUACACUUCCAGGUGCGAACAAAAGUUCGUGCAAAAGAGACUGGUCGCUUUGGAAGCCGAAGGGAAUCGGUUGUACACGGAUGUGUUUUGGUUUCCCAGUUGUUGCCUUUGUACUCUGACGAGAGUUGAUCUUUGAUCAUUUUAUUAUCAAUAUCUGUUGUAUUUAUUUGAUUUGAUUUUUGUGGGAAAAGGCUCGUUGUUUGCGAGUUAUGCUGAUCUAAUUGCCUGUGAAGUAUUUCUAACAUAAGAAUGAUAUCCAAUGGAAAUAAUGCACAUUUUAAAUCAAGUUUACGUUUUAUAUUUUUGUUGUUAUAAUAAGACGGUAACUUAAAAUAACGGUAGUAUAUUUCUAAGGUCUGGAAACAAAGGUCGAAAAAGUGGCCCGUUAUUUGAAGAUAAAACAGGGUUCCUAAAACGACCGCUAGGAGGCG